AUGCAGUCCGACCUAGUUCUCAACACGUUUCGGUUCAACCCUGGUCGAAUUACCGAAAGCACUCGCAACGUCUGCAAUCACAUCCGUGAGAAUGACGCAGCAACGCAGCAUGUUUUUAUCCAAUCCAGGGAACCCGGGCGCCUGAUCCCUUGCCGCAUCGUACGUCCAGAGGCGGAGGAUGCUGUCGGCGUGUUUUUGCAUUUCCAUGGUGGUGGAAUGAAUGACACCUAUCUCCAGCGACUCGCCAACGCGUCACGCUGCGUGACCUUGUCUGUAGGCUACCGCCUAGCACCGGAACACCCAUUCCCCGAGGGAAUCCAAGACUGCUUUGACGUAGCAGAUGAGCUUGUCAAGAAUGGCACCAAGGAGUUUGGGGGGUCACUCAACUUCAUAGGAGGAGAGUCGGCCGGCGCAUACCUCACGGUGCAGACCUUCUUCCACCUCGCCGGGGUGAAUUCCAAAUUGGAGACGCUGAAAGGACUUGUCCUCUCUUAUGGCGCCUGGUCCUGGUCUUGGCUCCCUUCAGCCUACAUGCCUGACACGGGAGCCAACAAUUUGCCGUCCUUGUGCGACGCAUUUGAGAGUGAAUAUGGGACUCUUGCAAGCAAGGAAACCUGUUUCGACCACGACCUCAAGCGCCCAGCCGUCUCGCCCCUCUACCGGGUCUUGACUCAACUAAGGGGUCGCCUACCCCCGGCUCUGUUUCUCUGCGGUACAGCCGAUCCAUUGAUAGACGAUACCAUUCUGCUUUCCGCGCAUUGGCAGAUGGCUGAAGGCCAGGCCACGGUUCGGUUUAUCCCGGGCGCUCCCCACGCCUUUGGUGCGGAACUCAUUUCGCGGUUUCUGGAGGAGCUUCGCUGA
This is a messenger RNA of Fusarium vanettenii 77-13-4, 861 nucleotides long. RefSeq lists its product as uncharacterized. The coding region runs from base 1 to 861 and encodes 286 amino acids. Gene Ontology annotation, molecular function: hydrolase activity. The transcript is spliced from 6 exons. NCBI's taxonomy places the organism in Eukaryota, Fungi, Ascomycota, Sordariomycetes, Hypocreales, Nectriaceae. The record is from RefSeq and is a predicted model, not a curated record.